CGAAGAGAAGCAAGUUGCAGAGUUACAGUUGCAGACAGACAGACAGAGGAAGAAGACGAAGAAGACGAACCAAGAACAACAGCAACAACAACACCAUCAAAGUGCUUAACAACCAUAUAUAUGCUCAUCCUCUUCCACUCACCUUUUUCACAUUUCCAUCACUAUUCCAUCCAUCAAUCACUGUUCAAGAAUGAAUUCCUUCAUUCAUCCAUGGCGGUUCUAAGUUCUAACUUACCCACCCCCUACAAGUCCUAAAAUGCACCUCUUCUGAAGACCUCUGACUUUUCCAUUUUUUCACACCUGGAACGAUUUCCCCAAUCUCUCUCUCUCUCUCUCUAACCCCCAACUCAUCGAUUUCCGUGUCUGGUUUCUUCUAGGUUUUUUGCUUGGGCCUCUGAUUUUUUUUCCUUUCUUUGGAUACGGAAUCUCGUUUCUGCGUCUCUGUCUGUCUGUUUUGGGACUGUUUGGUUUUAUUUGCUGUUCAUGGCGGAAAUUUCUGUGACUGAUUAGCCUCGAUCGAUUCGAUUCGAUUGUGUGUUCUUAAGAGGAUAUAUAAAAUCAGUGCGUCUCGAUUCGUGGAGUGAAAUGUUGGAUCUGAAUGUUGAUGCGGUUUUCUCUCUGAAUUCCGCUUCCUGCGACGGCGACGGCGAGUUCGAGCCUCACAAGACGGCGACCGCCGAUUCCGUGGCGUCCACCACCACAUCGACCACCAACAAUGCCGCCGCCGCCGCCGCAGCUGCCGAUGAAGUCGACUGCAACAGUUCCAAUCGGAGCAAAACCUCGCUGCCGCCGCCGACUCUCAAUUUCUCGAUCCUCAACAAGGAAGUGAUCGAGAUUGAAGACGACGAGAAUAUUACUGAACUCGCCGGUGAUAGAAACGAGCUCCAGCUUUUUCCGAUGACCACCGCGCCUACCGUUAGGUCUAAGUAUUGGUUAAACUUGUCCGGCCCUGAGGUCGCCGGCGGCGGCAGAGAAGACGCCGGAAUUUUCAAGGCCACAAGCAACCAGGUCCAGGACCUCCAGGUGCAGGUACAAGUGCAGCAACAGCAGCCUCAGGUGAAGAAGAGCAGGCGUGGACCACGGUCCCGGAGCUCCCAAUAUCGAGGUGUCACCUUCUACCGGAGAACCGGCAGAUGGGAAUCGCACAUCUGGGACUGCGGCAAACAAGUCUAUCUCGGUGGAUUUGACACAGCUCAUGCUGCUGCUAGAGCCUAUGAUCGUGCCGCGAUAAAGUUUCGUGGAGUCGACGCCGACAUUAAUUUCACCAUAAGUGAUUAUGAAGAUGACAUGAAGCAGAUGAAGGAUUUGUCGAAAGAAGAGUUUGUUCACGUCCUUCGUCGCCAAAGCACGGGGUUCUCGCGAGGAAGCUCGAAGUACCGGGGGGUGACCCUGCACAAAUGUGGCCGGUGGGAGGCGCGGAUGGGGCAAUUCCUCGGGAAGAAGUAUGUGUAUCUUGGAUUAUUCGACAGCGAAGCAGAAGCUGCAAGGGCUUACGAUAAAGCCGCCAUCAAAUGCAACGGGAGAGAAGCUGUCACUAACUUUGAGCCCGGUAACUACAAAAGAGAUACAAAUAUCAUCCCCACGAAUGGAGGCAGCGGAAGCAAUCUUGAUCUCAACUUGGGAAUUUCUUUACCGGAUGACGGUCUGCAGAGAAAUGACACUACGACAAAAUUGCAUUUUCUAAACGUCUCCACCAAAUUGCCCGACGGGAAGAGAUUAAAGGUUGAAAUGAACUCUGAUACAUUGCAAGAUCUAUCGACCAAUUGUGCUCCCAUGUUGGCUGGAAUCUGUUCUGGUCUUGCCCUCAACAGUAAGGAGAGAGCGACGGGCAUGAAUGGUGAAGGUGUUCCGGUGCCCGGAUUCUCAAACUGGCAAUGGAAAAUGCCGGGGCACGGCGCGGUGGCUCCCCCUGCUCCACUUUUGCCGUCUUCUGCAGCAUCAUCAGGAUUCUCUUCCCUCGUCGUGCCAUUGACAUCGAGACCGUUGCAGUUUCCCGCGACUGCUUUCCAUGGUCUCCAGUGACCCACCCGUCGCCCCCCGUGCAUCGUGGCCAUCCUCGAUAUCUCUGGCCCGGCUACCUAAAGAAGGCCGAGGCCAAUCAGAGAGGCUCGACUCGACUUUUCUCGAUAAUUAGUAUGACAUAAUAUGAUAUGAUAUGAUAUGAUAUAUAUAUAUAUAUUAAAAUAGAGAGAAUUGAAUAAAAUUGACCAAGUUAUAUAUAAUGCAUGUAUGUAUAGAUUGGUACAAUCCUCUUUCUUGUUCACUAUGAUGGAUAUUAUCUUCUUCUUCAA
Messenger RNA from Andrographis paniculata, 2291 nucleotides. Its product is annotated as APETALA2-like protein 1. The transcript has 10 exons. Gene Ontology annotation, biological process: regulation of DNA-templated transcription. Gene Ontology annotation, molecular function: DNA-binding transcription factor activity; DNA binding. NCBI's taxonomy places the organism in Eukaryota, Viridiplantae, Streptophyta, Magnoliopsida, Lamiales, Acanthaceae. The coding region runs from base 586 to 2022 and encodes 478 amino acids. The record is from RefSeq and is a predicted model, not a curated record.